UCGUUCAUUCGGUUUUCGUCAUUUAAAGCGGUCGUUUUGUCCGCUGGAGUAUUCCAAAAGAGGAGUAAAACUUUCUAAAUUUUGUGUAGAAAGUGCAGCAAUACAAAUCAUAAGUUUAGUUACCUGCCGAUCGUAAUAAAAUAAGUCAAACACAAUGGGAAUCAAAUUCCUGGAAGUUAUCAAACCCUUCUGCAGUAUACUGCCAGAAAUUGCAAAGCCCGAGCGCAAGAUCCAAUUCAGAGAAAAAGUACUAUGGACUGCCAUCACGCUGUUCAUUUUCCUGGUGUGCUGUCAAAUUCCCUUGUUCGGCAUCAUGAGCUCCGACUCGGCGGAUCCCUUCUACUGGAUUCGUGUGAUUCUCGCCUCGAAUCGUGGUACACUUAUGGAGUUGGGUAUUUCGCCAAUUGUGACAUCUGGUUUGAUUAUGCAGCUGUUGGCUGGCGCCAAGAUCAUUGAGGUCGGUGAUACGCCCAAGGAUCGUGCUCUGUUCAAUGGUGCCCAGAAGCUGUUCGGCAUGGUCAUUACAAUUGGCCAGGCUAUUGUCUAUGUGAUGACUGGCAUGUACGGUGAUCCAUCGGAAAUUGGCGCUGGCGUUUGUCUGCUGAUUAUCAUUCAAUUGUUUGCUGCCGGUUUAAUUGUUCUCCUGCUCGAUGAACUGCUCCAGAAGGGCUAUGGCCUUGGCUCCGGUAUUUCGCUGUUCAUUGCGACCAACAUUUGUGAGACGAUCGUGUGGAAGGCGUUCUCGCCCACCACUGUGACAACCGGACGUGGCACCGAGUUCGAGGGCGCUGUGAUUGCCCUCUUCCAUCUGAUGGCCACUCGCAACGACAAAGUGCGCGCCCUGCGUGAGGCAUUCUAUCGCCAGAAUCUGCCCAAUCUGAUGAACCUGUUGGCCACCAUUUUGGUGUUUGCCGUUGUUAUCUACUUCCAAGGUUUCCGUGUCGAUUUGCCCAUCAAGAGCGCCCGCUAUCGCGGCCAGUACAGCAGCUAUCCCAUCAAGCUGUUCUACACUUCCAACAUUCCCAUCAUUCUGCAGUCUGCUCUCGUUUCCAACUUGUACGUCAUCUCACAGAUGUUGGCCGUUAAGUUCCAGGGUAACUUCUUCAUCAACUUGCUAGGUGUUUGGGCCGAUGUUGGAGGCGGCGGCCCAGCCCGCUCGUAUCCCAUUGGCGGUCUCUGCUAUUACCUGUCGCCGCCUGAGAGUGUCGGUCACAUUCUGACCGAUCCAAUUCACGCGCUGCUCUACAUUGUGUUCAUGUUGGGCUCCUGUGCAUUCUUCUCCAAGACAUGGAUCGAUGUCUCUGGCAGCUCAGCCAAGGAUGUUGCCAAGCAGCUGAAGGAACAGCAUAUGGUGAUGCGUGGACAUCGCGAGAAUUCGAUGAUUCAUGAACUAAAUCGUUAUAUCCCAACGGCUGCUGCAUUCGGUGGUCUGUGUAUUGGCGCACUAUCUGUUAUGGCCGAUUUCCUGGGUGCCAUCGGCUCCGGCACGGGUAUCCUGCUGGCCGUGACGAUCAUCUAUCAGUACUUUGAGAUUUUCGUUAAGGAACAAUCCGAAAUGGGUGGCAUGGGCACGCUGCUGUUCUAAGCAGUCAACUUUCAACAGAAUUACAACAGUAACAGCAAACAAUACUUCAUCAUACUUCUCACAUGCCUGCUCGCUGCGUCCUCCCAUCUAAACAAAUUAAUUUGUUUUUUGUACGGUUCCAAAACUUCCACAAUAUCGCAUAAUUUUUAAGGCUGUUUAUUUGUCGAUUUGCAGGCUGGGCAUAAAUAAUUAUUUGUGUUAAAUGCGACAAGAACUUUAAUUUGAAUAGUUUUUUUUUAGUUUGUAUUCAAAUGUGAGACUUUAUUGCUUAAGUUCAAUAUUUCACUGAAUUGAUUGAAUUUCAAUGCGAUUUAUUGUUUUAACCAAGUGUAAAAAUUUAAAUUAGAUCAUUGAUUACACUUGAAAUUAUUAAAAACCAUGAAUAAUAUGAGUACAUAAAACGAACAUUAAAAUCACGCAACAUACAUACAAAUUGUCAUAAUAAAACGUAAAUUAGAUAACAUUUUUUAAUUCAA
Molecule: messenger RNA, 2061 nt
Organism: Drosophila innubila
Lineage: Eukaryota; Metazoa; Arthropoda; Insecta; Diptera; Drosophilidae
Gene: Sec61alpha
Product: protein transport protein Sec61 subunit alpha
Exons: 4
Coding region: 155-1585 (476 amino acids)
Biological process (GO): post-translational protein targeting to membrane, translocation; SRP-dependent cotranslational protein targeting to membrane, translocation
Cellular component (GO): membrane; Sec61 translocon complex
Molecular function (GO): ribosome binding; transmembrane protein transporter activity; signal sequence receptor activity
Source: RefSeq, a predicted model, not a curated record